This is a messenger RNA of Schizophyllum commune H4-8, 1404 nucleotides long. RefSeq lists its product as uncharacterized. The record is from RefSeq and is a predicted model, not a curated record. Lineage: Eukaryota; Fungi; Basidiomycota; Agaricomycetes; Agaricales; Schizophyllaceae. The coding region runs from base 1 to 1404 and encodes 467 amino acids. The transcript has a single exon.
AUGCCUGUGACGGAAAUCAUAUCUACAGCAAGAAUCCGCGCGAUGGGAAGGGAAAAGGUGGCGGAAGACGAGGAGCAGGCGAUGAGGGUCGCCCAGGAAGAGAUGAGGGCACGGUUGGCUCAUCUAGAGGUUGCUAUUGAGGCUCUCACCCUAGAGAGGGACAGGGCAAAGUGGGAGGUUGAGAAGGUGGACGCCGUCAUGGCUCCGGUGCGGCGGGUCCCGGAGGAGAUGAUGUCGGAGGUAUUCGAGUGGGUGCUGGUAGGGAUGGACGAUGAUGUGGGGAGGGCGAGGCAGAUUGGGCGCUUGCGGAUUGUCAGCGCGGGGUGGCGGGCGAUAGUGGACGGAACCCCGUCCCUAUGGACCCGUGCAUGCACUACGAGGGACCAGUACCUCCACGUACGGCUGAACAAGCGGAACUCGGGCGCACUCCCAAUGAGCCUGGUGCACACUGGGGAGGGAGCAGACUCUGCGGCGCUAGGAGCUCUCACGACGCUCGGGGGUGCGAUUGGACGGUUGACGUCGUUGAAGCUGAGAGCAACGUGUCUCUUCUUGGGUUCGCAAAUGCCUACACCCUCCUUCCCGGCGCUAACUACGGUUGAGCUCAUCCUGGACGGCGCCCCGCACGUGAACGCACUCAUAUGGUUGACAUACGCGCACGGCCUACGAGUGCUGACGAUACGAUGCGAAGGUGUGCGUAUGGACGAGCGCUUCACGAUGCGUGUACCCGACUUUCCCUGGCUGGAGGCCUUGACUCUGCGGGGGCUGGAGCAUGGCUGCACCGGGUUCAUUCUGCACCUACUGCAGAGAACCACGACGGUCCGCUCGGCCUACAUCGAUGCGAUGAUCGAUGACGUGGAGAUGAGCGACAACUGGGUGGCCACCACCAACAUAUUCACGCCGCGGCUGCAAUGCUUGGAGCUGCAGGGCGACGUGUCCUUCGUGCUCGCGAUACUGACUGCACCCCAGCUGCAAGAGCUGACGCUGGGAGACAUGAACAAUGGGCGAGUCCCGCUCAAUGACCUCGCCAUCAUGUUGAAUCGACCAGGUGGCUGUCCAGACCUGGAGACGCUCGCACUCAAUAAAGUCCACUCCGGACUGCCUGGCGCGGCCGGAGGCCUGGCUGCCUGCUUGAGGGGACUGGGAAGCUUGAAAGUUUUGGAAGUGGACGACACUGGCUCCCAACGGGGUUUGUUCGGGCGGGCGGAGAUGUUCAACGCCAUGUCUGGAGGGGCCACGCCGAUCGUAAUGCCGCGGCUCGAGCAGUUUGACUACUGGCAACCGGGUGAUGGCUUGCCGGACGAAGCCUGGGUUGCGUUCAACCAACUGGUAGAUUCGAGGGCGGAGGAGCAAAUCGUAGGUACCCAGCAUCUCAGCGCACUGGUAGUGUACGUGGACGACCUGUGA